Rotaria sp. Silwood2 is the source of this 447-nucleotide messenger RNA. The record is from the annotation of a GenBank genome assembly. Lineage: Eukaryota; Metazoa; Rotifera; Eurotatoria; Philodinida; Philodinidae.
AUGGAUCUUGCUUUUAUGUAUAUUAAAUCUAAUGGUGGAAUAGAUACAGAAUGGUCAUAUCCUUAUCAAGCUGAACGUCAAAAAUGUCGUUUUUAUCCAAAAAAUAUUGGUGCUACUGAUACUGGUUUUGUUGAAAUUAAAAUGGGAAAUGAAACAGAUCUUCAAUCUGCUAUUGCUACUGUUGGUCCAAUAUCAGUAGCUAUUGAUGCUUCGAAAAGUUCAUUUCAAUUUUAUUCAUCGGGAAUUUAUGAUGAACCUCAUUGUUCAACACAUUUACUUGAUCAUGGAGUUUUAUCUGUUGGAUAUGGUAUUAUUAAUUCAUUAGAUUAUAAUAUUGUUAAAAAUUCUUGGGGAAUCAAUUGGGGAAAUCAAGGUUAUAUUUGGAUGAGUAGAAAUAAAAACAAUCAAUAUGGAAUAGUUAUUGUAGCAAGUUAUCCACUUGUUUAA